Molecule: messenger RNA, 1278 nt
Organism: Aspergillus candidus
Lineage: Eukaryota; Fungi; Ascomycota; Eurotiomycetes; Eurotiales; Aspergillaceae
Product: DUF3500 domain-containing protein
Exons: 2
Coding region: 1-1278 (425 amino acids)
Source: RefSeq, a predicted model, not a curated record
AUGACACACACUCCACCCACAGGCGAAUAUCGCCAAUACCUGCCGGACUUGGGCCUGAAACGGUUCCAGGUGAUGCGCACCCAGGAUGCCCACGAAUACGCGCAUGACUUCAAGACCCUCGCUGCUCCACCCUGGUUGCAUGCGCUGUACAUGCACUGGCUGGAGCUGCUACAAGAGCCGUUCAAGGGCAUCACCGUCGACGGGAACGUCCGACCAGGCUUGUUCACCCUCCAAGACGAGGGCAUCCCGAUGCAGAAGAUCGUCGACGCGGUACAUGCUGUGGAGGCGACCCUGGACGACAAGCAACAGCAACUCCUGCACUAUCACAUUGACUCUCCCGAGUGGCGCACCUGGUCGAACCCUGAAUUCCUCCUGAGCGACAAAGGUCUCCGGCUAGACGAGGUGUCGACGGGGACCCGCGACGCCGUGAUGAAGGUGUUACAGGCGACACUUUCACCAGAGGGUUACGAUAAGGCGGUCAAGGCGAUGCGCAUCAACCACUUUCUCGGCGAGCUGGUAGAGUCGCCGCGGGUGAUGAACGAAUUCAGCUACAACUUUGUCAUCUUCGGCCGACCAUCGACAGCGCGACCAUGGGGCUGGUCCUUCUACGGUCACCACCUCUGCUUGAAUGUAUUUCUGUACCGCGGGCAAUUGGUCGCCUCGCCCUGGUUUACAGGCGCCGAGCCCAACGAAAUCGACAGCGGACCGCACGCCGGCACGCGGAUCCUGCAGGUUGAAGAGUCUCUGGGACUCCAGCUGAUGCAAUCUCUGAGUCCACCACUCCAGGAAGAUGCCCGGGUGUACAAGCAGAUGCACGACCCCGCGAUGCCACCGGGCCGCUGGAACCGCGACGACCAGCGCCACCUCUGCGGGGCCUACCGCGACAAUCGGGUCGUCCCAUACGAGGGAAUCACGGUAUCAGCAUUCUCUGAACAUCAAAAGAUCCUCCUCUAUGGCAUCCUUGAGCAGUACUUGCUGUACUUGCCAGCACGGGCGCGCCAGAUGAAGAUCGACCACAUCCGGCAGUACGAGGCCGAGACGCACUUCUGCUGGAUUGGUAGAUUUGGCGACAAUGAUCCUUUUUACUACCGUGUUCAGAGUCCUGUGAUCCUAGCCGAGUUUGACCACCACUCGGGAGUGUUUCUCAACAACGAGGAGCCGAAGAAGUUCCACAUACACACGCUUCUGCGCACGCCCAACGCUGGCGACUAUGGGAGUGCGUUGCGGCCGCUGAUUCCGGCAGCAGAGGGACUGAAUGGAAAGGAGAUCAAGUGGUAG